CCUCUCGUCCCGUCUAUAAGCAAUACUAGCAGAAUAACAUCGUCAGCGGUCAGCCAUUAUCGUGAGAUGUGAAGUUUUUUUUCGUAAUUCGUUCAAGAUUAAAAAGCUUGAAAAAUUGUUGUCGAUUGAAAUUAAAAUACCGACGCUGAAAUGCAUACGAUCCCAGAAUUAGGUACGAGUGUACCAGCGUUCCUUGCCAAGCUUUGGAAACUGGUUGAAGAUCCCGAAACUGACGACCUUAUUUGUUGGUCACCUAAUGGAAGGAGUUUUUUCAUUAGAAAUCAAGCACAAUUUGCCAGAGAAUUAUUACCACAUUAUUAUAAACACAAUAAUAUGGCCAGUUUUGUCCGACAGCUGAAUAUGUAUGGUUUUCACAAGAAAGUUUCUGUUGAAUUGGGUGGCCUAAAAUGUGACAGGGAUGAAAUGGAAUUUGCACAUCAGUUUUUCUGUAAAGGCCAUCCGUAUCUUGUAGAACAUAUUAAAAGAAAAAUUGCUUCUAGUAAAGGACAAGAUCCAGCACUUACUCCUAUUAAACCAGAAUUAAUGAACAAAAUGCUUACUGAAGUAAGAAGUAUGAGAGGUCGUCAAGAACAUUUAGAUUCAAGACUUGGGGCCAUGAAAAGGGAAAAUGAAGCACUGUGGAGAGAAUUAGCAAUGCUUAGGCAGAAACAUCUCAAGCAACAGCAAAUUGUCAAUAAGCUUAUACACUUUUUAGUGACUCUGGUACAGCCUUCUAGAAGUGGUGGUCUCUCUGUUAAAAGGAGAUACCCGCUAAUGAUCGACGACUCUAACCGUCAACGUAAACAGCCAAAAUUGCAGAAGUCACAAACAUCACCAGCGGGGCCUGUAAUACACGAACUCGAUGCAUCAGAACCGGAUCUGGAUUCAGAAUAUAUUGUUGCAGAAAUGUUAGAAGGACAUCCAAAUCCAGCUAUUGAAAGUCCAGAACAUAAUAACACAUCAAUAAUAGAAGAUAACAAUAUGGAAUCAGUUCAUUUAGUUGAUGAUUCUGUUCAACUACAAGAUGAUAUGCAACUUAUUAAUCCACAAGAAAUCGACGUAAAGAAAAAGCGUGGAUGUAAAGGUAAAAAGAAGAGGAAAAACAAGGUGCCGGUCAAAAUUUUGAUCCCAUCGACGGAGAAUGGAGAGGAACCAAGGGAAGAAACACAUUUACUUGAAAUGCCAUUAGAGGAUUCAUCGGUGAUUGCUUUGCUGGGAAACAAACCAGUUUCUAAGCCAGUACCUGUGGCAACUGUGCGCAGCUCAAAACUUGCAGCAAUGGCAGCUAAUAUGAACAAAACCACUGAUGUAGAACACGAACUUGAUUUGGAAACUGCAACAGACGAAGAUGUUCAAGAGAAUGAUCCAACCCUAGUGAAGCUUGAAGACAUUUUGAUAGUACCAGAAAUGAUCAAUGAAGAUGUCGAGGACACUGAAAACGUUGAGUUCAAUGAAAACAGUGGCAACUCUGAAACCAAUGAAGAUGAUGUUAUGUUGAGUCAACUUAACAAAGCAGAUAAUAGCAAUGCUGAACAGGAUAACAAGAAAAAUUCUAGUACUGAGAAACAUUCGGAGCAGGACAAAGUCAGCUGUAAUGGAGCAGGCACAAGCAACUCAAAACAUUUAUCAUUGAGUUGCGUCACUCCCUCAGGCGUAUCUGAUGCUUCUUACAGGUUAGGAUCAAUGGAGGAAGUGGAUAAUCAUCUCGAAACAAUGCAAACAGAAUUGGAUAAUCUCCGUGAAAUUCUACGAGGCGAAGGUUACAGUAUUGACGCGAAUACACUUCUUGGUGUAAGUAUUGACGCAAAUACACUUCUUGGCUUAUUUGGAGCAGAUGAUCCAAUGUCUUUUGGUCUGCCAGUUAAUCCCGAGUUGAAUCCACAUUCUGAGAAAGAAGAGGAUGAUCAUGUUAAUGUUACAGAAAACAUUAAUGGAACGGGUGGUGGUGAACUUAUGGCAUAUAAUCCUACUCCAAACUUAUUAGAUUUCGACGAUGACAUUUUUUUGGAGGCCACAUCUCCUGUAACUAGCACAGCAGAUGAUACAGCUACAGUCAAUUUUUAUAAUUCGGAUCCUCUCGAUUUGGAAGAUAACAAAGUUUCACUUCUCAAUUCCUUAACAAACGAUGUAAAUACUUCGUUAUAAAGUCUCAUUCCUAUGCCUUGGAAGAAAGACUGCUGGAUUUUUAAUUACCCUAUUGGUAAUGUCUUCAUUUUAAUUAGCGAGUAUGAUGCUAUGGUGAAUCCUGUUACAAGUUUAAUACAUGAAGGGGAUGAUAUAAAAAAAUUAAAGAAGUACAUACAGUGAUUCAUGCUUACAAUUGCUUGAAGAAGAAAAUGAAGAAAAUAAGCAAGAUAAAGAAUCAAACGAUAUAACGUUGUAAAUUGGGAGAAACAAUGUAUUUAUGUUGAUAAUGAUAGGAACUAAGCAAAUGAAGAUUUAUCCCACAAAUUAUUACUGCAGAGCAGAUAGCGUAAAAAAAAAAGAAUGAAAAUGCGCGUAUUGUGUAUGUAUCAAAAGAGGACUGUAAUUUCCAUUUUCACUGACUUGUAUAUAAUCAUACAGGAUUGUUGCAUUGAUAAAAAAAAACGUAGGAUGUUUUCUAAAAAAACCAUCACCUGAAAAGUAACAAUUUUUUUACAUAAUGUGUGUGUAAUGCACAGUAUUAGAUUAUAAAUAAAAUAAUUCUACAUUGAGCGACGUAUAUACUAAGAAGAUAUGCAAAUAUAUGUGUAAAUUUAUAUAUUUUUUAAAUUUUGUACCAUAGUAAAGAAAACAGUUACGGAAAAAUAUAAUGACGUUAUUAAACAAAUUUUAUACUUUAACGCUUUCAUUUUUUGCAUGUGUGUGUGUAUGUGUAUGUAUGUAUGUAUGUAAUAUAUGCAAAAAAUGAAAGCGUUAAAGUAUAAAAUUUGUUUAAUAACGUCAUUAUAGUUUUCCGUAACUGUUUUUUUUUUUUUUUUGUUGUGGUACAAAAUUUAAA
Molecule: messenger RNA, 2983 nt
Organism: Frieseomelitta varia
Lineage: Eukaryota; Metazoa; Arthropoda; Insecta; Hymenoptera; Apidae
Product: heat shock factor protein 1-like
Exons: 12
Coding region: 151-2145 (664 amino acids)
Biological process (GO): regulation of DNA-templated transcription
Molecular function (GO): DNA-binding transcription factor activity; sequence-specific DNA binding
Source: RefSeq, a predicted model, not a curated record